GUACUUGAAGAAAAAAAACUAAUGCUUCUAAGUGAGAAACCUGAAGACGAACAACUGCCUCUUUCUGAAGAACUUGAUAACAAUGAACUAAUAUAUCUCAAAUCUAAAACUAGUGAAUUAUCUCAAACAAAA
This is a messenger RNA of Scutellospora calospora, 132 nucleotides long. The record is from the annotation of a GenBank genome assembly. NCBI's taxonomy places the organism in Eukaryota, Fungi, Glomeromycota, Glomeromycetes, Diversisporales, Gigasporaceae.